This is a messenger RNA of Iphiclides podalirius (scarce swallowtail), 1119 nucleotides long. The record is from the annotation of a GenBank genome assembly. Lineage: Eukaryota; Metazoa; Arthropoda; Insecta; Lepidoptera; Papilionidae.
AUGCAGAGCCAAAGGAUCAAGCCGAUUGGAAAGACUUUGGUCGUCGACAACCCUAGCCGCUCGACGUUGAAUGCGGUCAAAUUCGCGCGAAGACUGACAUUCAAUGAUCAUUCUGCGCUCGACCUGCAGUUGAAAGGUAGUGUUCACGAAGUCUCGAAUAUGUCGACUAAGAAAGAAAAGGUUGGGAUUGUUGGGAGUGGAUUGAUUGGACGUUCAUGGGCGAUGCUGUUCGCUUCGGUGGGAUAUCAAGUAACUGUCUUUGAUAUCGUGCCCCAACAAGUGACAGACGCGCUCGAUGACAUCAAGGUGCAACUAAAGACAUUGGAAAAGGAUGGUCUUCUGCGUGGAACCCUCAAUGCUGACCAGCAAAUUAAAUGCAUCAAAGGGUCGUCAGACUUAGCUUCCGCUGUUAAAGAUGCUAUAUUCGUCCAGGAAUGUGUACCAGAAAAUUUGGACCUGAAAAGAAAAGUUUUCCAAAAUCUCGACAGUGUCGUGGAUGAUAAUACUAUUCUAUCAAGCUCGACCAGUACCACUUUGCCGUCAUUGUUUUCCGAAGGGAUGAAGCAUAAAUCACAGGUUAUCGUCUCCCACCCCGUGAACCCACCUUAUUAUGUGCCAUUAGUUGAAAUCGUACCUGCACCAUGGACGAAACCUGAAGUAGCGAAGAAAACUCGAGAAAUUAUGUUGGAGAUUGGUCAAGAACCCGUUUCACUAUCGAGAGAACUCGAUGGUUUUGUUCUAAAUCGAAUUCAAUACGCCAUUUUAAAUGAAGUUUGGCGUUUAGUCGAGGGAGGCGUUGUAGACGUUCAGGACGUGGACAAAGUUAUCUCCGAGGGUCUUGGCAUGCGGUACGCGUUUCUUGGCUCCCUUGAGACUGCUCAUUUAAACGCUGAAGGAAUGAAAAGCUACAUUGAAAGGUACGGUGAAACCAUAUACCAUGUGAGUCAAACGAUGGGUGAAAUACCGAGGAUGACACAGAGCAAGGGUGCGACCUCGAUAUGUGAGCAAUUGAAUGCCAUGGUGCCUUUGGAUCGCCUGCCAGAAAGACGCGCGUGGCGUGAUGCCUGCCUCACCCGCCUCGCCUUGCUAAAGAAGGAAAUGAACAAAAACUAUAAGAAG